Molecule: messenger RNA, 1118 nt
Organism: Spirodela intermedia
Lineage: Eukaryota; Viridiplantae; Streptophyta; Magnoliopsida; Alismatales; Araceae
Source: the annotation of a GenBank genome assembly
AUGGGAGCGAAGCUCCGCUUACGCAGACCUGAAGGGCUCCUCCUCGCGGCUCAUUUCCUCUUCCUCAUCUCCGUCGUCGUCGCCGCCCCCUCUCUGAAAGUGAAGCCCCUGAUGGAUCUCCAAGAACGCGCCGAGCUGCAGCUGGACCCCGCCGCGGGGCCGGAGAGCAUCGCCUUCGACGGCGGCGGCGGCGGGCCGUACACCGGCGUCUCCGACGGCAGUGUCCUCCGGUGGAACAGUACAACGCAGCGGUGGACGAACUUCGCCAUUCCUCCGCGGGGGGAGCAAGACGUGUGCGGCGGCCCCUACGAGACUAUGAUGGAAGGCGUCUGCGGAAGGCCGCUGGGGCUUCAGUUCGAGAAGGCCACCGGCGAUCUCUACAUCGCCGACGCCUAUUUUGGCCUGCUGAUGGUCGGCCCCGGUGGAGGAAUGGCGCAGCAGGUGGCGACGGAAGCGGAGGGACAGCCCUUCGCCUUCACCAACGGCGUGGACAUCGACCAGGAUGAGGGGAUCGUCUACUUCACAGACAGCAGCACCCGUUUCCACCGGAGGUACCUCCCCGGUGACUCACUCCGUCUUCCUCCAUUCUCGCUGAAUCGCAGGUGGGUUUCUCCCCUUGCAGAGACUUCAUACUGACGAUCCUCACCGGCGAUGCGACGGGGAGGCUGCUGCGGUACAACCGGAGGACGAAGGAGGUGGCGGUGCUGCUGCGGGGGCUGGCCUUCCCCAACGGCGUGGCCAUGGACAGCGACGGCGCGUUCCUGCUCGUCGCAGAGACCACCAACCGGCGGGUGCUCCGCUACUGGCUGCGCGGGCCGGCUGCGGGGAAAGUCGACGUCUUUGCGGAGCUCUUCGGCUUCCCGGACAACAUCAAGAGGACGCCAGCGGGGGAGUUUUGGGUGGCGCUCGGAAUGGGCAGGGACUUCUUCUCGCCGGGGGGAGCUCCGGGCGCAACGGUGAUGUGCCCGGUGGCGAUGCGGCUCGCCGCCGACGGCGCCGUCGUGGAGGUUGUGGAGGACUGCACCGCCGCCGGCGCCGUCAGCGAGGUGGAGGAAAGGAGCGGAACUCUCUGGCUCGGUUCUGUGGUCCGGCCCUACGUCGAGGUCUACAGUCUCUGA